Mangifera indica (mango) is the source of this 2542-nucleotide messenger RNA. RefSeq names its product probable galacturonosyltransferase 7. Gene Ontology annotation, molecular function: polygalacturonate 4-alpha-galacturonosyltransferase activity. The transcript has 10 exons. The record is from RefSeq and is a predicted model, not a curated record. Lineage: Eukaryota; Viridiplantae; Streptophyta; Magnoliopsida; Sapindales; Anacardiaceae. Bases 154 to 2067 code for a protein of 637 amino acids.
UGGAAGUGCCUGUGUGAGACCGAAGAUUGCGCAAUUGCGGUGAACUUGACGACGGACAUCGUAAUCCGCCCGUCAGAUAAUCACUUUUCCGGUUGCUUUGAAUUGUUUCAACCUAAAAAGACCAAAACCUACCAAGAAGUCGGAGAAAAGGAUAUGAAAGGCGGUGGUGGUGGGGGCGGGCUGUCAGUUACCGGAAAAUGGCGAUGGAGAGGUCUGGUGAUUGGAGUACUCUUUCUCGUUAUUCUUUCUAUGCUAGUUCAUCUGGCGUUUUUGCUCGGUGUUCGCAAUGGCUUUCACUCUCCCAAUCCCAACGGAUAUGUCCCCGUGCAACACACUUCAGUUUCGAAUGGUGAUAACGAUAGAUCCAGCAUUAGUAAUGCAAACAAUGAUACUGAGAAUGACCGAUCAGUCCAUAUUAAUGAAAUUGUGGCAAAACUAGCACCAAAGCUUUCAAAGGAUGUGCUUAGAAAAUCGACUGCUGGAACUGAAAAUCAGACCACUGAUAGGAAUGUUAUGCAGAGUGGUCAGCAUAAAGAAGCUUUACCAGUUGAACCUCACACUGUGCUGCCACCACCUCCAAAUACGAUUGAUACUAGCUAUGCUGCAAAAAUUGAAGGCACAGAUGUCAAAGGUGGUAUUAAUGAAAAUGAAAAUUGUGAUUUGAAAUUUGGGAGCUACUGCCUUUGGCGCAAAGAACAUAGAGAAGACAUGAAGGAUUCUAUGGUAAAGAAAUUGAAGGACCAGCUUUUCGUGGCCAGAGCAUACUAUCCUAGUAUUGCAAAACUUCCAUCACAGAGUAGAUUAACUCGUGAAUUGAGACAAAAUAUUCAAGAAUUGGAGCGUGUUCUUAGUGAAAGUGCUACAGAUGCUAAUCUUCCACAAGAGAUUGGAGAGAAGUCACAAAAGACGGAAGCAGCAAUAGUCAGAGCUAAAUCAUUCCCUGUGGACUGUAAUAAUAUUGACAGGAAACUGAGGCAAAUAUUUGAUUUGACUGAGGGUGAAGCUAGCUUCCACAUGAAGCAGAAUGCAUUCCUUUACCGGCUAGCAGUUCAAACUAUGCCAAAGAGUCUUCACUGUUUAUCUAUGAAACUAACUGUGGAAUAUUUCAAAUCUCCUUAUCUGGAUCUGGAGCGUUCUCAGGCUGAUAAAUAUUCAGAUCCCCUAUUGCAUCACUAUGUUAUAUUCUCCAAUAAUGUGCUCGCUUCAUCAGUUGUAAUAAACUCAACAGUUAUGCAUUCAAAAGAGAGUGAGAGUCAGGUUUUCCAUGUGCUGACUGAUGAACAGAAUUACUUUGCAAUGAAACUAUGGUUCUUCAGAAACGCUUUUAAAGAAGCCACUGUUCAAGUGUUGAACAUUGAAAAAUUCAGUCUGGACUACUAUGAUAAGGCAACUCUUUCACAUCUGUUAUUGCCUGUGGAGUUUCGAGUUUCUUUCCGCAAUGUUGAUGAUUCAUCAACCCAAGAAAGAACACAAUACUUAUCAGUUUUUUCUGAUGUGCACUAUCUUCUACCUGAGAUAUUUCAGAGUUUAGAGAAGGUUGUGGUUCUGGAUGAUGAUGUUGUUGUACAGAAAGACUUGUCAGUACUGUGGAACCUUGACAUGGGAGGCAAAGUAAACGGUGCUGUGCAAUUCUGCUCUGUGACAUUGGGUCUGCUGAAGAGUUAUUUGGGUGAAAAGAAUUUCAAUAAAAAUUCUUGUGCUUGGAUGUCUGGAUUGAAUUUAGUUGAUCUGGCAAGGUGGAGAGAGCUGGAUCUUACUAAAACUUACAGGAAGAUGGCAAGAGAGCAGGUGAGCCUUGAAGAGGAAUCAAUUGAAGCUGCUGCUCUGCCCGCAAGUUUGCUCACCUUUCAGGACCUAAUUUAUGCUCUUGAUGGUGUAGGGGCAUUGUCAGGACUUGGUCACGAUUAUGGUCUUGAUGUCCAAACCAUCAAGCAAGCUGCAGUUUUGCACUAUAACGGAAACAUGAAACCUUGGCUGGAGCUGGGAAUUCCAAGAUACAAACAAUACUGGAAGAAGUUUUUGAAUCCAGAAGAUCAAUUUUUGAGUGAAUGCAAUGUCCAUGCAUAACGAGUUUGGUGGUGCAGGUUACAGCUAAAAUUCCUGGAAAACUUUUGCUCAAGAAGCUUGGAUGUAUGUACGCAAGUUCUUUUUCUGGGCACUGAGCAUUUCUAUUCGCCCAAUUCCUGAAGGUUCUCGGGUAACAAGGAAGCUGACAACCAUGAUCGAUAUAUGGUGAAGAUUACCUUUUCCGAAGAGCGGAAGAAGUUCUCUGGAGGUGGCUACAGUUGCUUGGAAUGGAAGAUUUUCAGGUGUAUAAUGAUCUAAUAUUUGUUUGAAAAUGCAGUGAGUGAUGAUGAUAAAAGCUUCAUUCUCUUCUUGUUUCGGUAAAUUGAAUUAGAACCCUAUGCCCUAUAUCCUACAUCUUAAACCUUAAACUCUAGUCUAGAAGUGGGGGAAAAGCUUGAGAUAUCUUUGUAUAAAAAUUUUGCAAGUGUAGAACUGUUGUAAGAGUAAAAUAACAUUGGAAUUUUUUAUGUGGACA